CACACCACCAGGUACUUCAUCCAGACCAUGGCCUACGCCGACCUCCUGGUGGGCGUCAGCUGUCUGGUGCCUUCUUUGUCCUUGCUGCACUACCCCAUUGUUCCCUGGGAACCCUUGAUCUGCCAGGUCUUUGGCUACGUGGUGUCCGUGCUCAAAAGCGUCUCCAUGGCCUCUCUGGCUUGCAUUAGCAUAGACAGGUACAUUGCCAUCACCAAACCACUGACCUACAACACCCUGGUCACUCCCUGGAGGCUCCGCGUCUGCAUCCUGACCAUCUGGCUGUACUCCUGCCUCGUCUUUUUGCCCUCCUUCCAGUGGGGAAAGCCUGGCUAUCACGGGGACGUGUUUCGGUGGUGCGCCAACUUCUGGGAAACGGAUCCCUAUUUCACGCUUUUCAUCGUGCUGAUGCUCUACGCCCCAGCCGCUUGCAUCGUCUGCUUCACUUACUUCAACAUCUUCCGCAUCUGCCAGCAGCACACCAAGGAGAUCAACGAGAGACGCGUGCGCUUCAGCUCCCAGGAAGGGGAGGCCGGGGAGGCACAGUCCUGCCCGGACAAACGCUAUGCCAUGGUCCUCUUCCGCAUCACCAGCGUCUUCUACAUCCUCUGGCUGCCCUACAUCAUUUAUUUCCUGCUGGAGAGCUCUCGCGUCUAUAGGAACCAUGUUGCUUCCUUCUUGACCACUUGGCUUGCCAUUAGCAACAGUUUCUGCAAUUGUGUCAUUUACAGUCUCUCCAACAGCGUCUUUCAGAAGGGGCUCAAACGGCUCUCGGGGGCCGUGUGCGCCUCUUGUGCGAGGCAUAGGUUAACAAAAGACUCCUUUACCUCUCGGGGCAAAAGGCCUUCCAGUGGAUGCCACGUCUAAGAAGCAUGUCACUGACUGGGGAAUGCAGGGCCAGCCCUGUAAAUGGCAGCAUCCCUCCUGUACCACAGCGUGCAUUUUUAAGAGGUCCAGAUUUGCAAAAAAAAACCCAAAUAAACAAAAAAGAGUUUCUGAGCGAGGCUGUUAGCGCAGAAGAAUCGGGAGCGCACGUUCUCGCGGUUUCUCUUUAAAUUUUGAGUGCGGUGGAAGGGGCGGUGGGGUUCCACCUCCGUCUUCGUUUUUAAGAAUAAAGCUGUAUCUUGACACUUACUUUUCCAGCUGGCUUGACAAUGUAGUGGGUGUGUGGGAGCUUCAGCAAAAGCUCCUUUUCUUACAGCUUUACUAGGUUGUUUCGAGAUUCGUGCUUCACAUGUAAAUGAUAGGUCUCCAGUGGAAAUGUCACGGUGAAAUGGUGUAUUACAGGGAUUUUUUUUUUUUUUUUUGAACGUGCCAAAGUUUAUUGAUGGUUUGUGUUCCAGCGUCCUAAUGCAAGGGGCCAAAUGGUUUGUCUUUCAGCUCUACUCCAAGCUCUGAAACAGUGAAUAAUGUGAGCAUUCUUAGCAGUAACUUAAACUUGUAAUGAGCCAUGAAUGAAGCAAUGUGAUCAAAGCGGUCAUACGUACCUGCAAACCGAUCUGGUUUCUGUGCCCCAUUUCACCAGUAGAAUGUUUUGUCUCUGAUCGGAGUACAGUAUUUUGCAUCUUCCUUGUUGUUCAUGAAAUAGCAAGAAAGAACUUGGGACGGACCAAAUUCAGCAGUUUAAUAAAAAUGCAUUUUUAUAAGAUGAGACAAAAAGUAUUCACUGUUUUGGGACAACAGAGUUGUGGCAGUGGUUUGAGGAUGAUGCCCAUAUGUGAAUGUUAUUCUUAAAACGGUAGAGAAACGUCACAUUUUUGUGUGUGGCAAUUUCUCAAGAACAACUUUAAAAAUAACAUGUUGGAUUUUUUUUUUUUUAAUCGCAAUUCUUUUGACCCUUUACAUACUAGAACUUAGGGGUAAAAGGAAAGAAAAUAAUAGUCUCUUAAAUAGCUAAGGGAACUAGGUUGUAAAUUUAAUUACAGCAUUUGAGUUAUGGAUGAGCAGAUGAAACUAAAACAGGCAUUUUUUUCCUUAGGCUCCCUGGGAUUAAAGAUAGCUUGAAUAUAGCAGGAGCUAAAUCCUUUUGGCAAGCAUCUAUCAUAAACCGGUCAUACAGAGUCCAGUAUCUGAGACUUAGUGUCUCGUUGACCACAGUUUUAAAAAUCUGGUUUAGAUUAAAUAUGUUUCUAUACUGUAAUGCCGUGAAGAAUUCAGUAUGGCCCUCAAUAAAUUCAUCUUCUUGAAAAAUAUCCGUAUCUUUUGAUGGAUGCAUGUCAUGUCAUCUUGGGUAGGAAAAGAGUUUGGAAAACAUAUUCUUGUAAUAAGGAGUUGGUCUGUGGAUUGUCCUUUCUAGCUCAUGGUGUCUUUGGCACAGAGAUGUGCUUCCUUGUUGCCCUCAAAAGGAGUGGGAAUACAUACCACAACUGGCCUGCAACUCGCUGCUGUCCACGUGCAUCCAGUCUUCACAUGUAAUAGGAGCACUUUCUGAAGGACUGUGUUGGGUUUUUCAUGCAUCAUAAUGUUUCCGGUCUGUGCACAUUGUCAUUUCACAGUGGGAUGAAGGAAACCUAGGAGAAACAAGUAACAAAAUGCUGCUGAAACCUGGGAUUACUCUCCGGGGUAAAGGAAAAUCCACAGUGUGUAUUACAAAAUAGAUAUAAAUCAGAUGUUGGUUUUCUCCCAUACUUUGCCAUACCUAAUGGAAACUUGUAAAGAUAAUUUCCUCCUGUAGUUCCUCCAAAAUGUAAGCACAAUGACUGUCCUAGUCCCAAUGCCAUUUCAGCCAUAUUAUUAUUUAUUAACCACUUUUAUUAUUUGUAUUGUGGCAUUGCUUAGGGGUCAGAGCCCUGUUUUGCUCAGCAGUGUGCAAGCGUACAACAAAGACUGUCUCUACCUCAAGGAACUUGCAAUCGAGUGUUAUUGUUAAAGAUUAUAGUGAACAUGACAAAGUAGGGGAAAAUGCAAGGGAGAAGUGAGUCAUUUCUGAACGACAGUAUUUGUAGCAGACGAGCUGGCUAAUCAUUCUCGUGUGUUCUGUCAGCAUUGAUGGUGGGGCUAGGGGGUGAUGUAUAGGUUUUGGUCAUAAAUAUUUAGCAUUUAGGCUCGGCAUUUGUGGAACACCCACUUGUGCAAAACACCCUGGCUUUUCUGCAAUUCUGAGAUUUGGCAUUUGAAGAGAUACGUCUGAGCAUUAAAAUAGCAUUUGAUUGCAAGAUAAGUCAGAAAUAAAUUGCCUGCUGGGUCCUACAAUCCAUCCCGUUCAGGCUUUCGGUAUCAGUGGAGAUCUGAGGACAAACUUGGUUGCAGGAGUCGGGUGCGAGUCAGUAUGUUUGAGAAAAUGGGAACUUAACCAAAGGUAAAUGCGGAGCCUGAAUGCUGACACACGUAAUGAACUCGGCCUGGAGCAGAGGCUAUUUUUAUCUAGCCAUCCCAGAGUCGGGUUCAGAAAACAGUACUUUAUCAGCCUAGCUAUUUUGUAAAACAUUUGGGGAAUGGCUGCCCAAGCCAGCAUUGCACUGAUGGCUGGAUGAAGCCAUUGCAGCUGUAGUUGCUCCCAGCUGUGAGAUUGGAUUGCAGAGCAUUUACUAAAGCUAGGCCUUUGUCUUUCCAUUUCCAUAUCCAGUGAAACCGUCACCUUGAUUUCAUCUCAAAAUUGUCAUCAGUUAAGCUGCCUUUCACGAGAGGGAAGUGGGAAACCCUGGCACUCUUUGUAGGGGUGAGGGAGAACAAAAGAAAGAGGUGCAUCCCAGUUUAAUUUACAACUCCACUUUUUUUACAGGUGCUUCCAAAAGGAGCCUCUGCAGGCUUCUCUGAAUAGUGCUAGGUGGCUCUUUUUUGAAUUGCAUAUCAUGCUUUAGCAAGGUUUUUGUAAGAGCUCCUUCUAUUUGAUAUUAAAGUAUAGGUGUAGGCUAGGGAUAUGCAGCAUUAAAAAGAAAAAUCCCACUGGAUUUGCAUUCACUUCAGUGAAGUCACAUUUGGGAUGAAUCUGGCUUCCUGUGCUUGGGCUCAAGUGUUGAAGAACUAGUUUUAGCCCCUCUUAUCUUGUUUUGUCAGGAGUGCAUUUGACUUCGUCCUGUAUUGAAACGAGGUAUAGUAGUCUUUUUCAGGGAUCGUCAGAGGUAAUAAUGUUAUGAAUUGUUACACACUAGACUUCCUAGUCAGAUCAUAUCCAGCAUUGCAAGUUUGAAAAUUGAGUCCUGCUCUUGCUAUAACGUUUCGUGUGUCUAGCAUUAGAGAAAAUGGUAAGUUAUGACUAUGAGCCUUGCUUUUAAACGUGAUAGCCAAGGGAACAUAGAUAUGAGAUUACUUGUCGUUAAGUAAAAAUGAGUCUUGGUACCUGCCAUGAGCUUUAAAUGAUGGAGUGGACUUGUUUCCAUUUUAACUACUUUCUGCAGUUAUCUGCCUUGCUUUCAGAUUCAGCUGGGAGAGGCUUUAAUUUC
This is a messenger RNA of Alligator sinensis (Chinese alligator), 4379 nucleotides long. RefSeq names its product G protein-coupled receptor 21 (gene GPR21). Gene Ontology annotation, molecular function: G protein-coupled receptor activity. The annotation marks the transcript as partial. Gene Ontology annotation, cellular component: membrane. The record is from RefSeq and is a predicted model, not a curated record. Lineage: Eukaryota; Metazoa; Chordata; Crocodylia; Alligatoridae. The transcript has a single exon. Gene Ontology annotation, biological process: G protein-coupled receptor signaling pathway.